AUGUCAGUGCAGUUGUCAUUGGUCGAGAGACGAUAUUUUAAUUUCUUUCGUUUAAUAAUUUAUUUUCGUAGAUAAAAUAGAAGCAUUUCGUAUUGUACUAAGUACACCACAAUCUGAAAUGUAAUAAUUUCGCCAUUAAAAUGUCGUAAUCAGUGUAAAAUGCUGCUCGGUGACAUCGAGUUAACCAAACGCUUAUUGGUUAUAGCUGUUGUUCUUGGCAUUAUUUUGGUUUUGAAAGAAUACGUGUUUGUUUAUCCACUAUGACUCAACAUAAAGUAGCUUAUUUUUACAAUGCCGACGUGGGGAACUUCCACUACGGGCCUGGGCACCCGAUGAAACCCCACAGGCUUUCUGUGACGCAUAGCUUGGUGCUUAACUAUGGGCUUCAUAAAAAGAUGCAGAUAUACAAACCUUAUAGAGCCAGUGCUCAUGAUAUGUGUCGCUUCCACAGCGAGGAUUAUAUAGAGUUCUUGCAGAAUGUGACACCUCAGAACAUUCAAAGUUAUUCUAAAGACCUACUUCACUACAAUGUGGGUGACGAUUGUCCAGUCUUCGAAGGUCUCUUUGACUUCUGUUCAAUGUAUACGGGAGCUUCUCUGGAAGGAGCCAUGAAGCUCAACAACAAUGCUUGCGAUAUUGCUAUCAAUUGGUCUGGAGGUCUACAUCAUGCUAAGAAGUUUGAACCUUCAGGUUUCUGCUACGUAAAUGACAUAGUCAUAGCGAUUCUAGAGCUUCUGAAGUACCAUCCAAGAGUGUUAUACAUAGACAUUGACGUCCACCACGGAGAUGGUGUUCAGGAAGCGUUCUACCUGACCGACAGAGUCAUGACAGUGAGCUUCCACAAGUACGGCAACUACUUCUUCCCAGGAACGGGGGAUAUGUAUGAAAUUGGAGCUGAAAGUGGGAGAUAUUACUCGGUUAAUGUACCAUUGAAAGAAGGAAUUGAUGACCAAAGUUAUGUGCAGGUAUUCAAACCAGUGAUAUCCAACGUCAUGGAGUUCUACCGGCCCACGGCCAUAGUGCUACAAUGCGGCGCCGACUCGUUAGCUGGUGACAGACUGGGGUGCUUCUCAUUAUCAACGCGAGGACAUGGCGAGUGUGUCAAGUUUGUUAAGAACCUGAAUGUGCCCACUUUGGUUGUGGGGGGUGGAGGCUACACAUUGAGAAACGUGGCACGCUGUUGGACGUACGAGACGUCUCUUCUGGUUGAUGAGAACAUAUCCAAUGAACUGCCCUACACAGAGUACCUGGAGUUCUUCGCGCCCGACUUCCAAUUGCAUCCAGAAAUUAACAGCACAAACAAUGCAAACAGCAAGCAGUAUUUAGAAGCGAUUUCAAAACAUGUGUACGACAACCUCAAGAUGUGUCAGCACUCGCCCGCCGUGCAGAUGACACAUGUUCCAGGCGACUUCUUCCCUGAGGAAUACAGAAUAAAAGAAGAACCGGACCCAGACGUGAGAAUCAGCCAAGAGGAGGCUGACAAGAUCGUAGAACCCAAGAACGAAUUCUAUGAAGACGAGAAGGACAAUGAUAAGGAACCACCAGUCGAGAACAAGGAGCCAUAGCAUACGAAUGGCCUGACUGACCCGCUGGCCAUUUGACACGAAAAGGGUUACCGAAGAUACAGAAAAAAGUUUCUGUGAAUGAGUGCGACUGAGUGACUGAUAGUGCGCUUAUUUUAACAUUUUGUUGUGACUGACUGUGUGGUAUUUUAAGUUAUUUUGCUUGUGAUUUUUUAAGUGCUGGUUUAACCAUUCUUUUACGGCUGUUUUAUAAAGGCUGUGGCAUUAUAAAAACAAUGCAAGUGUAGGCUUUAAUUUGUACUUACAAAUACAUGUCAAAAUAUUAUUUCAUGUUUAUUGGAAUCUGUAAUGUAAAAACUGCCGUAAAGGAAAGGUUGAUGAAUUCUUGUAUCAUUUUAGUAUUAGGAAAAAUAAAUAUAGAUAUUUUUAUAUUUUGCGCCUGAAAAUUAUGAAGGAUAUAUUUUAUGCCUACCAUCCUAGGCCGAAAGAUUGUACAAUAAAAUAAUUAUUUAUUGUUUGUGAAUGUAUAAUUUUGUAACAUCAUAGAUAAGACUGCUUUUCUCUAAGCAAUCACUGUUCAAUAGAAUAAGCUUGUAAUUGCAAACUACUUUUGUUGUGUAAUUGGUCAAAAUUCAACCUUAUUACGAGGGAUUUAAGGUUGGUUGAAGUAAACCUUGAAAUCUGUUAAACAAUAUUGAUCAUGGAAAGUAUAGAAAAAGAGCAGACAGAUGAUCAAAAAAGGAUGUAGUAUUCCAAAA
Helicoverpa zea (corn earworm) is the source of this 2281-nucleotide messenger RNA. RefSeq names its product histone deacetylase 3 (gene HDAC3). Gene Ontology annotation, molecular function: histone deacetylase activity. Bases 261 to 1565 code for a protein of 434 amino acids. The record is from RefSeq and is a predicted model, not a curated record. The transcript is spliced from 7 exons. Lineage: Eukaryota; Metazoa; Arthropoda; Insecta; Lepidoptera; Noctuidae.